CCUUAGCAAGCUUUCAGCUGAAGAGAAAGUGUGUAGAGAAGAAACAAGACAAGAGCAACAAGCAUUCAGAAAUUCUCUUGUUUGUUAGUUUAAGGGCCUUCAACAAUACCUGAAAAUAGAGUUCUAUCUAGUUUUCACCUUCCACAUAGGAAGAAAAGUGAUUCAGAGAAUAAAAGUCAUCAGGUGGCAUGUACCAUCAUCACCAACACCAAGGAAAAAAUAUCCAUUCUUCUUCCCGAAUGCCGAUCCCAUCAGAGAGACACAUGUUCCUUCAAACAGGAAAUGGGUCUGGUGAUUCAGGACUUGUGCUCUCAACUGAUGCUAAGCCUAGAUUGAAAUGGACACCUGAUCUUCAUACCAGGUUUAUAGAAGCAGUCAAUCAGUUAGGUGGAGCUGACAAGGCUACUCCGAAAACGGUAAUGAAACUCAUGGGGAUUCCUGGGCUGACCUUAUACCAUCUAAAGAGCCAUCUUCAGAAGUACAGAUUGAGCAAGAAUCUGCAUGGACAAAGCACCAACGUGACACAAAAAAUAAGUGCAGGAACUGCGGAGAGACUUGCUGAACCCAGUGGAACUCACAUGAACAAAUUAAGCCUUGCACCGCAGCCUAACAAAGAUCUACAUAUUGGCGAGGCACUGCAGAUGCAGAUUGAAGUUCAGAGAAGGCUCAAUGAACAACUAGAGGUACAGAGACACUUGCAGCUUCGUAUAGAGGCACAAGGGAAGUACCUUCAGUCUGUGCUGGAGAAAGCUCAGGAAACUCUUGGAAGACAGAAUUUGGGAAUAGUAGGACUAGAAGCUGCCAAAGUUCAACUCUCGGAGCUCGUGUCUAAAGUAUCUUCUCAGUGCCUGAACUCGGCAUUUUCAGAGCUGAAGGAACUACAAGGAUUUUGCCCGCAGCAAAACCAAACCAAUCAACCAAACGACUGCUCCAUGGACAGCAGUUGCCUCACAUCCUCUGAGAGAUCACAGAAGGAGCAAGAGAUUCAAAAUGGAGGCCUUGGCAUGAGACCCUUCAAUGGUCAUGUGUUCAUGGAACAACGAAAGGAAACCGCGACAACAGAACUUCCUCACCUUCGAAACGCAGAACUCAAGUGGCAUGAUGAAGUGAAAAAGAACACCUUUCUCACCCCAUUGGGGAAGAACGAAGAAAGAAUUACUUAUGCUGUAGAAAGCAGUUCUAACAACUUAUCUAUGACAAUUGGACUUGAAAGAGAAACACAGAAUGGCAUCAGCAUGUAUCCUGAAAGAGUAAUCAGGGAAGGCAACUCAGAUGGUCAUGAAUUCCAGCACAGGAACAGCAACAUGACAGAAAAAUUGAAACCAGUGGAUGAGAGGUUGCCUUCUUACUUUGCAGCAGCAAGAUUGGACUUAAACACUGAAGCUGCAACCAGUUGUGGUAAGCAACUGGACUUGAACAGAUUCAGUUGGAACUGAGUUGAGAAGCUUAAAACUUCACACUGAGUGAAGAAGAGAUACAGAAAACAAUGCUUCUCCAAAAUUUGAUUCUGAAUAAUCAAGAGGAGGGUAGUUAGUUGGACUUGGAUAAAGUGUAAUAUCAGCUGCUAAUUCUUUCAAAUCAACACGCAUCCAGAUAAUAUGUAAUUUUUAGGUGAAUGAAAUAAGUUGCAGCAACAAAGACCAA
Lotus japonicus is the source of this 1644-nucleotide messenger RNA. RefSeq names its product myb-related protein 2. Gene Ontology annotation, molecular function: DNA-binding transcription factor activity; DNA binding. The record is from RefSeq and is a predicted model, not a curated record. Lineage: Eukaryota; Viridiplantae; Streptophyta; Magnoliopsida; Fabales; Fabaceae. Bases 189 to 1436 code for a protein of 415 amino acids. The transcript has 7 exons.